Messenger RNA from Pichia kudriavzevii, 885 nucleotides. RefSeq lists its product as uncharacterized. Lineage: Eukaryota; Fungi; Ascomycota; Pichiomycetes; Pichiales; Pichiaceae. The record is from RefSeq and is a predicted model, not a curated record. The transcript has a single exon. Bases 1 to 885 code for a protein of 294 amino acids.
AUGUUGCAGGCUGCACAUACGGAUCUUCUCAACAAGAGCAACUUUGUGGUUAUAGGGAGUGAGGAAGGAAUUUAUAGGGCGAAUCCACAAGGGUUAGAAGAAUGGAUCAAGAGGUGCAAUUGGGAAGGGGAGAAGAACACGAUGAAGGAGAUCAACUUUAUUGGGAUGGCCAACUACUGCAAGAGCUUGUUAUUAAGCACGAGUUUCCAAGGGUUUGAUUUACAAUUGCAGGAUGUUAUUGAUAUAUGGGAGAUGCGGUUGAUAUCCAUGUACAUUGCCUUCUUAUUAGGAGAGACACGAUUGUCAAUUGGACGAGGAGGAGGGAUUCCCAGAGAGAUGAUAGUGACAGAGUCCAUGAUUAAAUUUGAGGCUAGUACCAUGCUGAGCCAAAUGUACAAACUGGAGAGACAUGUCAAUAGAGGAUCCAAUCAAAGUGGUAGUAAUGAUGUCCAUGAUAGUGAUGAUGGCAACGAUUGUAAUGAUCGACACCGGACUAAGAUCUUACUGACGUGGCUCAAAUUUGGCGGAAAAGAUUUCCCUCUUGUUGAGUUUUACUAUAAAGAGGUUUUCAAGGCAAGGGCUACAAGGAAUGUCUCUUAUCUUAAGAGUUUGAAAUUUGCCCUAAUUGCAGUGCUAACAAAACGAAACGAGCUAGUCAAUGUAUAUACACUAAUCAGAGACGACGAGUUAAUGAACAAACUCCAAGAUACAAUCGAAAGUGAUGAACAGCCACUUGAAAGAUUGAGUCGUCUACACCUAAGGAUGUGUUUGUCAUUUUUAACUCCAUCUGAGCCUCUAAACAUUAAAACGGUCAAUUUAUUUGUCAAAAUGGGGAAAAAUAGGCUCUAUAAUGUCCUCGCUGCAGCCCUCGCUGCCCGCACGUGA